CAAUUAGGGUUAUCUGAUAAACGGUUGCAUCACGAUUCUUUGAAAGCAGAUCGGAUGCUGUUGAUAGAGUUAAUAUUUAGCGAAGAUAAGUCGUUUGUCGCCGCGAGUUCCUUCAGAUAAUGCAAAAUAUGCGUCAAUAGUGCACAAAAUGACUUCGUUCGCGAAGCUUUAGUAUCGAAGAAUAUACCAGAAAGGAGAGACCGAAUUCAAAAAAUCCAUCUCCAGUUUCUCAAUCAACAAUCCGAAACAACAGUCGAUAGUAAAUGAAAAUAAUAAGCGGGUUACCUUAAAACCUGUUGCACGUUUGGCAUCAUUGAAGAUCGAAUCGAAGAUUAUUCGGGCGCCACUGUCGUCAAGUAGAAAAUUUGAAAUAAUUUGCAAUCGAAGUAUAUAUCCGUGGUGCGCGUAAUUACUACAUUGUUUAUGAAAGUCCCGUGUUUCGAAAUGUUUGGAAAUUUACUCGACGGAUUCUCCAAAGCACUAAAAGUUCUAAAUAAAGCUAGAAGGUCGCGGUGGCUCCUGAAAAUGCAACGGUAGCCUGAUAUUACUUGUGGAUAAACGCGUAUUAGUGCACAGAGAGGGACGCGGGAGAAGUUGAUUGGCAGAUUGCGUAUCAUAACCGACUAGAAUAGUCGGUCAAUCAAGAUUGGCAAUUUUCAAAUUUUGCCGGCCGCUGACAGUUUCACUUCAGUGGAAACGAUUUCGCUGGAAAUAUCGACACCGUUAGUGUUAAACGUCCCGGUAGUGAUACAAUUUUCGAACACCAUUAGUGAAGGAAAUUAUUCCUUAAGGAGGUCAAGAGAUGCAUCAAGGUAUCUACGGAAUCAUCGAGAAGGGAACAAAGUGGAGGUAUCGUAAAGGAAACGGGGAAACUGCCGCAAGUAAAAUCAAUCGUCAAUAGAAGAGAAUACAAUUUUGUACAUUUCCAGUGAAACGUCAUAAAUGAUAUUGUUCGUACGGAACGCGAAGAAACUAGCGUAGAUUGUGAACUGUAUGUCUCAUUGCUUCCCGAACAUUUGAUAAACAUUGAAAAUGAGAAAGAAGAUCGAAAUUGUUUAAAAAAAGUACGAAGAAAACUUGUUAUUAAAUUUUUUGUGCAAAGAUCAAACGGAAGAACGAACCCGUAGAUAUUUGCUAAUGGAAACCGGAGAGUGAACAGAAGAAGGAUGAGAAGACAGGGCAGGGACUGAGCAUAUCUCAGGUAAGUGAAAAAACUGGGAGUAAAAUAUGAAAAUAGAAUGGAAGGAAGUAGGAUGCAAAGGAGGGUUAUAAAUAGAACAGCAUAAAAUAGUAGGUUGUGGAAGAUGAAUAGGAGAAAAAUACGAACAAAAAGAAUAUUCGAUAAGGGUGGGAGUGAAGGAAAUUCAAGGAAACGAGUAAACUGAUCUAAAACGAAGUGAGAAUUUCAUUUAACCGAUACAAACGGAAUAAUAAAAGGGUAGCAGAGUAAACGAAUCUUAUUAAGUAAUUUAUUUACCAUUCUCUAUCUUUUUAUCACGCUCCAAAAUAUUUUACGCUCUAUUGUUUUUGGAACAAUUUCGUUUUAACUUUCGCCCUUCCAAUUCAAUUUACUUUUUCUAAAAUUAAGAUAUUAGCAAGAAAUUAAUAAAAUUUAGAAAAGCUUUUAAACCUCACGUAAAGAGUUGACUAGAAAUUUUUCCAAGUACAAACGAUGUUAGGGAAUUUUAAACAGUAAUAGUAGAAGUACGUAACUCAACAGAAUCCACAGUACAGAGCGAACGAGCUACAACAAAGAACAAUUACCACGAAAAGGGUAGAGAAUGGUAGUUGGAGAAGAAUAAACAAGACCGAGGUAAAAGGAUCACCCGCGAAUGGUGUAUAGUUGUGACGGGGCAGGUGAAAACGGGGCACAGGUGCAGGAAACUUAUGGGGGUAAAGUGAGGUGGGUGCAAUUAGGGGAUAGAUAAGGACGAGUGGAACGAAGCUGUAGAGAGAACAGACAGAGAGAGAGUAGGAGAAUGGUGGCGCAUGCUCCUCUUCGUUGUGUACGGAACGUAUGGCAGGCAGUUGCCCUCGUCGGCUCCAGGUAUACGCGAAAAUCCAUAUCGGCGCCGCGUGCCGUCUCCUACGGCCGUUGACAGAAUCCGUUUGAUCAGGCCAGAGCCUCUCGACGGCCCGUCGCGGCGAGGCGUCGCGACGCAGCUUCCUCGAGACAUCCGCGCCGCUUCUACCGAGGAGCCGACCGUUUCGAAGCACGUGCCAUUCGCCAGUCGCGUGUCGCACUUUGCCGGUACAUCCUCGAAAACUUCAUCGAGAAGAAUUUACCUUGUAAUUUUCCGAUCUUUACUCUGAAAGCUUGUUCGCCAAGAAGCUCGUCAAUUAGAAAGUAAUUUAAAAAACUUUAAGAAUUGAUUUGUUGGUCUCGCACUUCGCAAGAAAAGCUUAAUUAGUCUCAGAGGGAUAAUUAAAAAUCUAAGUUGAUGUUGUUGGAAAAUUUAAUUUUGAAUCUAGUGGAAGAAGUUCGAGGCUCGGACGAACGAGUUGCGUUUCCUAUAUUUUUAUUUAAGAAAAUCUCGUCGCUCAGAGAUUAAUUAGAGAAGCUAGCGUCACUGAUUCUGUAGCUGCUGAGUUAAAAGUUUCAACGUAGACACUGAGUAGAUGUACGUGAACCAAGAAGAACGGCUCGAGCUCGGAGAAACAAGUGGCUUUAAAAAGUGGAGAACAUCGAUAGUAUACUGCGGGGACCGAUAACCGUGGAAAGUUCGAGUGUCACCGGAGCUACGUUUCAGAGACAAAGAAGUGCGAAAAAUCCUCGGAGGAUUCCCGGCUGGAGUUGUUCUAAAUUUUUAAGGGAACAAGAGGAACCAAGAAGAGGUGUGCGGUCUACUUUACACGUCAUGAAACUCGAAGAAUGCGUUUGAAAACGGACCGAAAGAAUGUUUAUUCGGGCAAGAUUUACGUUCUACGAAGGAGGUGAAACGAGCUAACUUCCCGUCCAAAUUCCAAUGCGAGCGAAGUUUUGAAACUCGUUUACGUACCUAUCGACUACCAAGAGGUUCGCGAAACUGACUCGCAUCUUCGGAGGGUACGACAGCAAUCUCGGUGUCGACGAACCGUUUUCCUUGUAGCUCGCGUACGAUUCGAAUCAGAGACGAAUACACGUUUGCCAAAGGCUCUUAAAGACAUGCUUCUCAGAGUUUACCGAUAGUCUCAUCGAGACAGUGUCGAACGGUAGCGCGAUCGAAGCCAACGGAGGAGCCUUUUGUUUCCGGAUUUCAGUCGGAUACUUGCGAAAACUAUAGGACAUAGGAGAACUUCGUCUUUCAACUGUUAAUAUCCGAUUCGGAUAGACAGCUCGCUGUCUCUGAUAGUUCAAUAAUUGGCUUUACGUUUCAAAUGGUUUGCCUAAUAGUUAUCAAGCUCUUCAAAUAGCUUCGCUAUCCGUUUCGUAAACGGUCUUGUUUACUUCCGGUAUUAUAUGUAUACAUUUCGAAUGUGAAACUGAAAUUGCCGAGGGAUUUUCCGGAACCGGAAUUAUUAAUGAAAUCUUGAUAGCGUGCGGUGUCAGAGGUAAUACGUGCUAACGAGCGGAGAGAGAGAGAGAGAGAGAAGCGCUUCUAAAGCAUAAACUGGAAUCUCGUCGGUGAAAAGGCACGAUUUCCGAGAUACGUCGUAAGUCGAUCUCAUUUCGACCGUGCGCCCUGAAAUUACGCAAGGGGGUUCAUCCAUUCCAGUACACCAGUCCCGGUGCAACUCGGCACAGUCCGAGAGAUUGUCUCGGACGAAGGAUCUCAGUGAAAUCCCUGUAUUCUCAGUGGGAUAACUGGACUUCAAAGAGAAGCGGCUUCUAUUCCGCAUCGCGGACUAUCGUCCGUCCGUUUCCAGCGUAGGAUUCAAUAAACCGGAAGUCACAUCACCGGAAAUAAUCCAAUUUGAUUUGUACCGUGAAAGUUUAACGAAACCUUGCUCGAUCGCUGACGUAUCUAAAUAUAGAUGCUUAGAAAAACUUCCCCGGCAGGAUCCUACAUUCGAUCCCGUAACGAGAGCCAAGGAAACAACGUAUAAGAAGCAGUAUCCUUCAGGAUCUUGUUGCUACUUAGUGUCCCCGGUUCAAGAUAGAUGUAUCAAAUUUGUCGCGCAAGCCACUCGGCGGAUAAAACGAAAUUCGUGUUCCUCUUCACAUCCAUAAUUGGAACCGCAGCUUAAUUCGAGGAAACGUUCGACUCUUAUCAAAUAAAAGAGGAUUACGCAAAUCUACAUGCGGGAGGAGAACGAUAAGUCGAGAACGGUGUAAAGAGGGUUUCGUCCACGUGGGAACAUAGAGAUACUCGCGGCGCGUCGGGCUUUAAAGGACAACGCGUGCCUGGAGGAUAGAAAGGGUUAAACGCUCCUCUCGACGGCGCGUUUUCUCCAUAACGCUGGAUCAAAGGAGAAGAGGGAUCAUCGGGGAUUAACCAACCCUUCUUUAAUGGCACGGAAUCUCAGAGGAUCAACGGCAUCAGUCGGCGAAUCCGGUGGUCGACCGAUAAUAUCUUCGGCUCUUUUUUUCCCGAACGAGAGCGCGGAGCUACAGAGAAAUAAUUGCGUGUCGGGCGUGGGUGAAAAAUUGAGUCCGUAGGGAUUAACCCGUGUUUUUAUACGAGUACGUGAAGGGAAUAGAUUGCGUUUAAUUGACAUUUGCUCCAUAGCGUGGAGAAUACCAUCGAAUAUGCUGGAGUGAAACGAAGAAUCACGCGUGAUCUCUGGCAAAUGAAUUACGAUAACGUCGGUGCGAGAAUAAUAUUCGAACCGUAUCCUUGACCGAUAAAUACAAGGAAUAUCUCGGAUAAACAAUUCUACGGAGGUUGGAUAUAAAGAUAAGACGGGGUGCCGUGUCGCCGUUUCUCACGAGCGUGACUUGGAAGCUAGUUUUAAUCGAAAAAAACGAAUAGAAGGUCUAAGCAGGCAAAUUGUACCGCGUCGACUGCGAAGUUUCAGUAAUGAUAUUUUGCAUAAACGAUUUCACGAUGACACGCACCGAUUACGAAGAUAAGAGGAAACUUGUGUUUUGAUUUAUCGUGACUAUAAUCAGGGAUCGUUCGAGUCGUGAAAAAAAUACUGAUAGAAGCUGUGGGCGAGCAGGAUCGAAGCUUAUUCUCCUAUAAAACGGUCUCUCUGCUGAUAAACACAUGAACCUCGUGGAGGGUUACUUGUCGUAAACAAUUCAGUAGGGACGCCAGGUGUCCUGAUAAGACGAAACCCGUGUUUUGACAUUUUCGGCGAUCCACACGUCGCUGAGACCCGGGGCGCAUCGAGGAACAUUCAAUUUCGUGUCGUCGUGCGGCGGGUAGCCAUGGCCUCGCAAGCGGUUAACGAGACCGCGUCCGACACCGGGAAUUACGUGCUGAACACCUUGUAUUAUAUUAAAUUAAAUGAAUCGGUGGACCCGGAGGCGAUCAAGUGUUUAGAGCGUAAGCACGAAGAGGAGCUGCACCGGCUGUCUCUCGGGUCGGACCGCGAAGAGGAUCAACAGGGAUGCGAAAUUAGCUGGGAUUCGUUGUUGUGCUGGCCCCGAACGCCGCCGGGAACGCUGGCCACGCAAUCCUGCUUCGAAGAACUCAACGGGAUACGUUACGACAGCAGCCAGAACGCGAGCCGCUGGUGCGACCUGGACGGUACCUGGAGCACCUAUAGCAACUACAGUCUGUGCCACAACGUCCGCGAGCCGGCGAUCGAGGGCGGGGUCGAGGUCAUUUCGACGACCAUUUACUUCGUUGGGUACAGCGUCUCUUUGUUAACCCUCGUCAUUGCCGUCUCCAUCUUCCUCUAUUGCAAAGAGCUGAGAUGCGUCAGGAACAACAUACACACGAACCUGAUGCUUACCUACAUCCUCGCAGAUCUCAUGUGGAUCCUAAACAACGUGAUGCAGGUAUCCAUGCAGCCCGACGUGCCAACCUGCGUAAUCUUCCUGUUUCUGCUAAAUUAUUUCCAAUUGACUAAUUACUUUUGGAUGUUCGUAGAAGGCUUGUACCUGUUCCUGUUGGUCGUGAAGACUUUCACGGGCGAUAAUAUCAAGCUGAGGUUGUGUCUCAUUAUAGGCUGGGGUUUGCCGAUCGUUUUUAUCGUUAUGUGGAGCAUUGCGAAGUCGGUAGAUCACAGUAUCAUGCCUCAACCAAAUCGGGAUGUCGCGUUGGACAAGCAUUGUCCCUGGAUGGUGUCACACCCUUACGACUGGUUCUACCAAGCCCCCGCGAUUUUCGUCCUCUGCGUAAACGUAAUAUUCCUCUUCAUGAUUAUGUGGGUACUGAUAACGAAACUCUGGUCCGCAACGAACGCGGAAACUCAGCAAUAUCGAAAAGCCACCAAAGCGUUGCUCGUCCUGAUACCACUCCUCGGUGUAACUUACGUUCUGGUGCUAGCGGGUCCCACCGAGGGUCAGGUUGCUAAUGCGUUCUUCUAUGUUCGAGCGGCACUACUUUCUUCACAGGGCUUGUUCGUCGCGUUGUUUUACUGUUUUCUGAAUACCGAAGUACAAAACACGGUGAAACACCACAUCGUACGAUGGACCACGGCCCGCGAUCUGGACACGGAAAGAAGGUAUUAUAACAAUUGGUCUCCCCGUUCAAGAACAGAGAGUAUAAGGAAAAGGGACUCGUCCGUCAGCGAGACGACCACCACGACCGUGAUUGGAAUGAACUCGACCACCACGUUCCUGGACAAAUCGAAGAAGCCGAUCUCGGAAGAUCAGAACGAGUAAAACCGAUCCCCAGAACGAUCGUUCCAACAGAGAACUGACUACGAUUACGAGAGAUAUUAUAUGUAUAUUUUUCACUGUAUAUUGUUCGGAGGGAUUGUUAGAACACGAUUCUUGAAGUAUUAGUGAAGAAUGGUUCCAAUUAGGAUUAUUUUAAGACAAAACUGAUUAGAAAAUUGAGCAAGAAAUAUUUUUAAGAUCUAAGAAAUAUUCUUCCCUCUUUACUAUUCAUUUAAGAUAUUAAUAAUAAAGAUGGAUAUCUCAUUAAAAUUUUUAUAAGUGAGAAAACGAGUUUCAGAAAAAUAUUUCUUAGAUCUUCGGUCGACGGCGGCGUAUUAUUUUCAAGGAAACGAUAUAAUCGAUUCGUCGCAAGGAAUGGUUGGAGUAAAUUAAAACAGAUCCUAUGGUAUGCGGCAAUGCUUCAACUUUUAUUUCGAAUUAGCAUCUUUGCGUUAAAAAAACGACUUGCCCACACAUUCUCUCCCAUUCAUUCAUCCGUACAUUCGUGCCUCACGUUCGCCUCCUCUCGCAUUCGUCUCGCUCUCUGUCUCUCCUUUAUUUCUUUUUUUGUUCCUUUAAAAUUUCUUUACUUCAUUUCCCGUGUGUCUGUUUCUGCCCGAGAAACGCGAACGCGUCUGUACCGGAGGAAAAUCGAAUUCCCUGUUUAAACUCUAAGACACCCCGUCAUCAAACUUCCACGAGCGGACUCCUGUAAAAAAGAAAAGUUUGUCAGAAUUUCUUUUCCUUUGUCGUCGUUGUUUCAUCGGUUUCAUUAUUGAACAAUCCGAAAUCGAAAUCAACUUUGAAGUUGUAACGUAAAAAUAAUUAGCGAUAAGAGAGGGCUUGCAAUCCAAACUGGGUAAAAAUUAUAAUAUACCGACGCAUUGUUAUACUGAGAAAUUGAAUAAUACUGCUAAAAUAAAAUACGGUAAUUUUUUGUUAUUCUACCCAGUUUCAAAUUGCAAAGGAACCGUGCACUCUCCUGAUCUUACGUACGUGUCGAGAUACUCAAUGCGGAUUCAAUUACAUAAAAGAAAAAGUCAUCCUUCAAUAAAUCGUAGAUAAAAAUAAGUGUACAUAACGUAUAUACACGGAAGUAUACGUGAACACAAGAUUUCGUUUGCUAAGCCUGACUCGUUGAUUAUUCGAUGCAUUUAUGCAUGAGUAAAAAUCUGAUUAAAAUAACGAAUAACAUUGCCUGUGGAAGGAAAAAAUUGCUUUGUCUUAAAAGAAGUGUCAGAAAACGUUAAUGUUAAUAAAGCGAAAAACAAGCGUAUAGAUAUAUAGUUACAAAUAUUCGUGAGACGAAGAUUGUACUUGCAUCAACGGAUUCAAAUAAGAAAUAGUAUUUAUUAUUGUAA
Messenger RNA from Ceratina calcarata, 8055 nucleotides. It is a transcript of the gene Dh44-R1, whose product is annotated as Diuretic hormone 44 receptor 1. The record is from RefSeq and is a predicted model, not a curated record. NCBI's taxonomy places the organism in Eukaryota, Metazoa, Arthropoda, Insecta, Hymenoptera, Apidae. Gene Ontology annotation, cellular component: plasma membrane. The transcript is spliced from 11 exons. Gene Ontology annotation, molecular function: peptide hormone binding; G protein-coupled peptide receptor activity; diuretic hormone receptor activity. Gene Ontology annotation, biological process: adenylate cyclase-modulating G protein-coupled receptor signaling pathway; cell surface receptor signaling pathway. The coding region runs from base 5294 to 6697 and encodes 467 amino acids.